Messenger RNA from Fonsecaea multimorphosa CBS 102226, 4356 nucleotides. RefSeq lists its product as uncharacterized. NCBI's taxonomy places the organism in Eukaryota, Fungi, Ascomycota, Eurotiomycetes, Chaetothyriales, Herpotrichiellaceae. The transcript is spliced from 3 exons. Gene Ontology annotation, molecular function: DNA replication origin binding; single-stranded DNA binding; chromatin binding. The record is from RefSeq and is a predicted model, not a curated record. Gene Ontology annotation, cellular component: alpha DNA polymerase:primase complex. The coding region runs from base 1 to 4356 and encodes 1451 amino acids. Gene Ontology annotation, biological process: mitotic DNA replication initiation; leading strand elongation; lagging strand elongation.
AUGUCGCAUCGUUCAGCACUUGCUCAGCUGCGAGCUCAACGAGCUUCCGGCAAGUCAAGACUCGAUUCCUACCAGAUCGAAGACCAAGGCGCUAUUUACGACGAGGUCGAUGAAGAUGGUUACAAGAAAGUCGUGCGAAGUCGCCUCGACAAGGACGACUUCGUCGUUGACGACAACGGGGAAGGUUAUGCAGACGACGGUCGAGAAGAAUGGCAAAAUGAACGGCAAUACUACAGUAGUGACGAUGCUGAGGAGCUUCCACUGAAGGGGAAAGCUGCAAAGCGCAAACGCGACGAAGAUCGCGAGAAGGAAGAUCGCACCAACCACAAGAUUCUCAACUACUUCAACAACGGCCCCGUCGCAGCAGCUCCCAAGCCUAAGAUCCAAACCACUGCCGAAGACGAAGCUUUCAUGGCCGAUCUUCUUGGAGAAGUCGACGCCAAUAUCCUAUCUACUCGCACGUAUCCAGCGAAGCCAGUCAAGUCUGAAAAUCGACGCAAAGUCAGGGUGCUCUCCCCUCCACCUUCCCGCGAACAACCUCGACAGAAGUACCAAGCCCCGCCUACCGAGCUGGUCGACACUCCUCCCCCGCAGCCUGUACAAGAAGAGGACGACCAUAUGCCAACCUUUGAUGACGACAAUAUCAUGAGUGACCCGCUUCCUUCCUCUCCAGUCGUCAAAGCUGUAGAGCGCAGGACAAAGGUGCAGAUCAAAGAGGAGGACGAGGAUGAAGAUGUCAUGGAUGUUGCUCAAGUUUUUGGCCAUGAAGCUGCUCAGUCAACGAGUAUCAACAUGACUGGCAGCAGACCGCCGCCAAAGAUCAAGUCUCCACAGCUUCCAACGCCUCAGAGCUCAUCCCCGCCAUUGGCCCCAGUCAAUGAAGUCGACGCUUCGUCAUGGAACAAGAUCACUAGCAAGCUGAAUAUCCAGAGUAGUCCAUCUUCGGAAGCUCGCACCUUCGGCAAGAUGAAGCCUCAAGAUGCUGUUGAAGAGGAUGGCAGUCUGCGUAUGUUCUGGCUCGACUAUACCGAGGUCAAUGGCAGUCUUUGUCUCUUUGGGAAGGUCAAGGACAAGACUAGCGGACAGUACCGUAGCGCAUUUGUCAAGGUCGACAAUGUCCUCCGCAAGCUGUUCUUCCUUCCGAGAAAGUACAAGGUUGUCAAUGGCCGAGAAACUAGCGAAGAGGUCGAGAUGGACGAUGUGUAUGGCGAAGUCGAUUCGUUGAUGUCCAAAAUGAAGGUUUCCACCAGAAAGGUCAAGCCAUGUACAAGGAAGUACGCAUUUGAGCUCCCUGAUGUCCCGAAGGAAGCCGAAUACCUCAAGCUUCUCUACCCCUACGACAAGAACCCGCUACCAAUGGACCUACAAGGAGAGACAUUUUCCCGUGUAUUUGGCACGAACACGGCCUUAUUCGAACAGUUCGUGCUAUGGAAGAACAUCAUGGGCCCAUGCUGGUUGAACAUUGAAGAUGCCGACUUCAGCGCGGUCAAUAAUGCUUCGUGGUGCAAGCUGGAAUGUGCUGUCACCAAACCGGCCAACAUUACCGUCCUGAGCAACUCCGAGACCCUCGAAGCUCCACGCCUUACAUUGAUGUCUCUGGCGUUCCGGACUCAACUCAAUAUCAAAGAGAAUAAGCAGGAAAUCUUGAUUGCGAGUGCUCGAGUCUACGAGAACGUCUCCCUGACUGACACUACCCCUCCGGAAGAAAUGCCCUCUCGUACAUUCACAGUGAUGCGACCAUCCGGAUCUGCUUAUCCGGUCGGCUUUGAAGCUGAAACCAAAAAGCAGAACGACACGUUCAUGCUUGAGAAGACGGAACAGUUUCUUCUUAGCAAGUUCCUCGCACUUUUCGAAAGGGUUGACCCGGAUGUUCUGAUGGGCCACCAACUGCAAGAAGUCGAUUACAGCAUUCUCCUCAGCCGCUUGAAAGAGAAGAAAACUCCAGGGUGGCACCGGAUCGGUAGAUUGAAACGAGGAGAAUGGCCAAAGUCCUUUGGGAGAGGCGCCACAUUCUUCGCCGAGAGACAGCUACUGGCAGGGCGUCUCAUGUGCGAUCUGGCAAACGACAUGGGCAAGUCAUUAAUGACCAAAUGUCAACAAUGGAGCUUGACAGAGAUGUGCGAUCUCUAUCUCGGACCAGACAAUCGUCGCCGUGAGCUAGACAAUGAAGCAGCCCUCAAGACGUGGGCAACCACUCGCGAUGGCUUGCUCAACUACGUCACUCAUUGUCACGCUGACACUUUUUUCAUCGCGGCCCUUGCUCUGAAACUGCAAAUGCUGCCAUUGACCAAAGUUCUCACGGAACUUGCUGGGAACUCGUGGGCUCGUACUCUAAGCGGUACACGAGCUGAACGGAACGAGUACAUUCUGCUCCACGAGUUCUACCGCAACAAAUACAUCUGUCCCGAUAAGGAAUAUGGCAAAGGUCGUGCAAAACAAGCGCAGGAAAAUGAGGACGAAGACGAUGGAGCUGACACCAAAAAGAAGGACAAGUACAAAGGUGGCCUUGUCUUUGAGCCCGAGAAGGGUCUGUACGAUAAGUUCAUCCUUGUGAUGGACUUCAACAGUCUGUACCCCAGCAUCAUUCAAGAGUACAACAUCUGUUUCACCACUGUAGAUCGAUCAGCUACCGCCGAGAAUGAGAACGAAGAGAAGGUACCAGAGAUCCCGGUCGAUCAACCACAAGGCAUCUUACCAAAGCUCAUCGCCAACCUUGUCACGCGUCGUCGAGAAGUCAAGAAGCUGAUGAAAGACAAACGAGCCUCUGCCGAGCAACAGGCGCUCUGGGACACCAAACAGAUGGCCUUGAAGCUUACAGCCAACUCCAUGUACGGGUGCCUUGGUUAUACACAAUCCCGAUUCUACGCACGACCGCUAGCCAUGCUCACCACCUUCAAAGGUAGAGAGAUUCUGAGAAGCACCAAGGAGCUCGCAGAAAGCAAUCAACUCCAGGUCAUCUAUGGCGACACCGAUUCCGUUAUGAUCAAUACCAAUGCAGACAAUAUUGCGCAGGCCUUGAGUGUUGGAGUAGAAUUCAAGCGCUCGGUCAACGAGAGAUACAAACUAUUGGAGAUUGAUAUCGACAACAUUUUCCGACGCUUGCUGCUGCAUGCCAAGAAGAAGUAUGCUGCCAUCAACAUGGCCGAGAUAGAUGGCAAGUACGUUGAGAAACUUGAAGUCAAAGGCCUUGACAUGAAGAGAAGAGAAUACUGCGCCUUGUCCAAAGAGGCGUCUCAGAAGCUUCUGAAUGAAAUCCUUUCCGGGGAAGAUUCAGAGGUUGUCCUCGAGAAGAUUCACGAAUAUCUCCGGGAGCUGUCCAGCAAAAUGAGGGAGAACGCCGUUCCCGUGCAAAAAUAUGUCAUCUACACGAAACUUGGCAAGAAUCCAACAGAAUACCCCAACGCAGAUUCGAUGCCUCAGGUGCAGGUUGCUCUUCGCGAGAUCAGUCGAGGCAAGACUGUGCGAGUCAACGAUGUCAUGUCUUACAUUGUAACCAUGGGAGACGAACAGACAAAGGGUCUACCAGCGCCGAAGCGAUCUUACACGCCCCAGGACGUUCAGAAACCAGAUUCUGGUCUGAUCCCCGACGUCGAAUACUAUCUCCACAAGCAGAUCUUCCCGCCGAUUGAAAGGCUGUGCGCACCCAUUCCGGGAACAGAUUCGGUCAGAUUGGCCGAAUGCUUGGGUCUAGACGUUCGCAAAUAUCAGAUCAACACUUCGAACGGGACGGCUCAACGAAGCACCGAGAUUUUCCCUCUCGAAUCGCAAAUCCCUGACAGCGUCCGCUUCCAGGAUGCAGCGAGGCUCAGUUUGAGGUGUAGAGAGUGCAAGCAGGCGACGAUAUUCGAAGGAAUUUGCGAUUCAACCGAUUCAUGCACACCCGAGGGUAUCUUGUGCGGCAAUGCCGAGUGCAGGAAGGUCAUUCCACGAAUGAGGAUUGUCAUGCAACUAGAGUCACAAAUUCGAGCGCAGACGUGUGCCUACUACGAAGGCUGGCUGGUGUGUGACGAUCCAUCCUGCGGCAACCGGACCCGACAGAUGUCAGUCUAUGGGCAUCGGUGUCUGGGACCCAGUGGACGCGCUGAAGGCUGUCUCGGACGGAUGUCGUAUGAAUAUUCGGAGAAGAAGCUGUACAACCAGAUGUUAUAUUUUGCGGCCUUGUUUGAUGUGGAGAAGGCCAAAAACAAGGCGCGAUCCGAGAAGGAAUACGCGGAGAAGAAGGAUCGGAUCAUGGUGCUUGCGGAGACGAACAAAGAGGCAUUUGAGGCGAUCAAGGCUGUCGUGGAUGGGUAUUUGAAGAAAUGUGGGCGACAGUGGGUGGAGAUGGACACGUUGUUCAGCUUCGCACUGAAGUGA